Messenger RNA from Hypoxylon fragiforme, 1608 nucleotides. RefSeq names its product general substrate transporter. The record is from RefSeq and is a predicted model, not a curated record. NCBI's taxonomy places the organism in Eukaryota, Fungi, Ascomycota, Sordariomycetes, Xylariales, Hypoxylaceae. Gene Ontology annotation, biological process: carbohydrate transport; transmembrane transport. Bases 1 to 1608 code for a protein of 535 amino acids. Gene Ontology annotation, molecular function: carbohydrate:proton symporter activity. The transcript has 8 exons. Gene Ontology annotation, cellular component: membrane.
AUGGCGCUGGCACGUUAUAAAGAGCCCUACUUUGGGCUUAAGGGAAAAUGGCUGACUUUCUGGAUUACGUUCGCAUGCGCGACGGACAUGACCCUGUUUGGCUAUGAUCAAGGUGUUUUCAGCGGCGUUGUCAUCUCUCAAGACUACCUCGACGUACACGACUUGAACGGCGCAGAGAAAACCAGCGUCCUAUCUAUCAUCACGUCAAUCUACACCAUCGGCUGCUUCUUCGGUGCGAUCACUGCCUUCUACAUCGGCGAGGUGAUAGGGCGCAAGAAGACCGUCCUGGUGGGCACCGCGAUCAUGACCGUUGGCGCGAUUCUUCAGACGAGUUCGUUCAGCGUGCCGCACAUAAUUAUCGCCCGUGUUGUCACCGGGAUUGGGAAUGGAAUCAACACUGCAACAGCGCCGGUUUGGCAGACGGAGACCUCCAAAGUACACAACAGAGGAUAUCUGGUUAUGCUAGAGAUGGGUUUGAACAUCUUUGGUUUCUCGUUGAGUAAUUGGAUAAAUUAUGGAAUGUCUUUCGUUGGGGGCUCUGUAGGGUGGCGGUUCCCCCUAUCUCUCCAACUCAUCUUCUGCUUCAUUCUCUUCUGCACGGUCCCGUGGUUGCCAGAAUCACCCAGAUGGCUGCUUGCUCAUGGGCACGAAACCGAAGCCAGUAAAAUAUUGGCCGACUUGGAAGAUAAGCCGGUUGACGAUCCGUACGUUGUCGCCGAGCGAGAAGAGAUCGUAUACAGUAUCGAGUAUGAACGUCAGAAUGCCAUCAAAUGGAGUGAUCUCUUCCGCGGACGUACUAAGGCUGGGACUAAGACUGUUCGACGAUUGCUUCUUGGCGCUGGCACGCAAGCCAUGCAACAAUUUGGUGGCAUCAAUAUCAUGUCGUAUUACCUCCCGACCGUGUUAAUCCAGUCCGUUGGACUCGACGAAAGUAUGGCUCGCCUCAUCGCAGCCUGCGCAUCGGUUGCCUAUCUUAUCGCGUCUUUAAUCGCAGCGCCGCUAGUGGAAAAGGUUGGCCGCCGCAUCAUGAUGAUAGUAUCCACAGCAGUUCAGCUAUUCUGCUUCUUGCUCGUGACUAUCUUGCUCUACUAUGCGGAGAGCCCCGGGUAUGCUCACAAGAUUGAAGUGGCCAAGGCUUCUGUCGUGUGGUUCAUCCUUUACUACAUGGGGUUCGGCUUGGGAAUGCUGGGUAUUCCGUGGCUGUACCCGACCGAGAUUAAUUCGCUUCCUAUGCGAACCAAGGGUGCUGCGGUAGCAACCAUGACAAACUGGAUCACCAACUUUGUCGUCGUCGAAGUGACGCCAAUUGGAAUCCAACAACUUGGCUGGAAGUUCUAUAUCAUCUGGACAGUGAUGAAUGCUGUCUUCUUACCCAUAAUCUGGCUGUUCUACCCCGAGACAGCCAACCGCUCCUUAGAGGACCUAGAUGCGUACUACCGAGACAACCCGCCCCUAUUCCUCCAUAGCGACCGGGACUCCACCUCGGUAAGUCGACCCGAGAGGUUUAUCCGUGCGCAGGGUCGCGAUAUCGAGCAGGCGGCAGAGAAUCUGAGGCGGCGAUCUAUUCUCGUCCACGAUGAAGGGAAGGAGAAAUCGCUCAGCGAGUGA